Messenger RNA from Chara braunii, 504 nucleotides. The record is from the annotation of a GenBank genome assembly. NCBI's taxonomy places the organism in Eukaryota, Viridiplantae, Streptophyta, Charophyceae, Charales, Characeae.
ACGGAGGUGGCAACUGGAGCGGUCCCGGUGGCGAAGGCAACGGAGGUCCGGGCAAUGGUGGCAAUGGAGGAGGGAACGGAUGGAACUCGGGCGGGGGCAGCGGAGGUGGUGGCUAUCGAAGCAACGGUAAAUGUGGAGGCAGGUUGGAAUGGUGGAAACGGCAAUGGGGGUAACUGGGGUAACGGUAACGACGGUAAUAAUGGCAGGAACUGGAACGGGGGCAAUGGGGGGGUAACUGGAAUGGAAGUAGGCGGAACGGUAAUGGAGGAAACAGGAACAACAACGGAGGCAGGAACAAUGGGAAUGGAGGCAAUGGGGGCGACUGGAGAAGAUCAGCAAAAUGUUAUAAUUGCAAUCAAUUCGGCCAUAUCGCCAAGGAGUGCAACGCACCUCGGCAAUAUGGUUGGGGGGGGGGAACAAUGGGAAUAACAAUGGUCAGAAUGGUAAUGGGGGCAAUUGGGGUAACGGGGUUGGGAGACAACCUAACAAAUUAGUAACAAUGGC